AUGAAGUCGCUGAUUGAAAAAGGCAUAGGGUGUACUACGAAGCAGGCUGAUCCUAUUUUACCAGAAGACGAGGCCAAGUUGUGGGAUGUUGGAGUUUUUGGAAAGAAAAACGCAGAACAACUUCAGAAAACGAUUUUCUUUUACGCAUGUAAAAUCUUUGGUCUGCGUGGAUGUGACGAACAUCAUAACCUAGCAUGUGAACAGUUUACUAUUGGAUCAGAUAAGCUGGGAAAUUUUAUUGAGUUUAAGGGUCGAAAAACCAAAACGUACAAAGGUGGGCUCGGACAGCUAAAUGUGUGCAACAAGACCAUUAAACAUCACUGCCAGUCUGGGGAGAGAUGCAUUGCUGACUAUUUUGAUCUAUAUCUGGAUUCCCUUGGACGUGGAGGAGUAUUCUAUCGAAGACCUCUGCCCGAAACACCUGAGGUGCCAAUUCGAUACGGAAAUCAGGUCAUGGGAAUUAAUGAGCUGAAAAACUUCAUGCGAAUCAUUUGCACGGAAGGUGGUUUACAGGAUCUUGGAUUCGCCCAAGGAGUGUACCGAGAAUUCCACUCCGAUGAAUUCUCUAGAUGGAUGCGCUCCGGAUGCCCCGCUAUUCCACUGACUGCAGCAAGCGUCCAGGGUGAGGAGGAACCUCAGAGCAAGAGAUUCAAACCGAACAGAUUCCCGUUUGGAGAAUUUAAAAAUUGUAACAUUACAUUCCAGUUUUAA
Molecule: messenger RNA, 711 nt
Organism: Saccostrea cuccullata (small rock oyster)
Lineage: Eukaryota; Metazoa; Mollusca; Bivalvia; Ostreida; Ostreidae
Exons: 3
Coding region: 1-711 (236 amino acids)
Source: RefSeq, a predicted model, not a curated record